GAAUCAGAGAGGGAGAGAGGGAGAUAGAGAGAGAAUCAGAGAGGGAGAGAGGGAGAUAGAGAGAGAAUCAGAGAGGGAGAGAGGGAGGGAAACAGAGGGAGAGAGAGAGACAGAGAGAGAAAAGGGGGAGCGAGAGACAGACAGAGGGAGAGGGAGAGAGAGAGAUCACCUGUACACUGAGGUGACGUCACCAGGCUCCAUCGCGAGUCUUCGUCAGAGCGACCAGCAGCGACCGACCCAACAAGUCUACGGGGAUCUACUUUUCUACUUCCCCCCCCUGGAAAACAGAAGAAAAAACUCCUUCAGACUCAUCUGAACUCGGAGGAAAGGUGCAUACGGUGCCCGGGACACGUAGCAGACCCACCGGGACCCCGCGGACACCGGAGACAGCAGUUUAGUGUUUAGUGAACGAGUCGCUAGCCUCGGCUAGGCUAACCAACAUGGAGGCGGACCGUGAACCUCUGGGUCUACACUAGUCCCGGUCCAAACUUGUCCUGGUCGACCCCCGGACUGGUCUGAACGGAUCUGGGUCUGAACUAGUCUUGGUCUGGGUCUAAACUAGUCCUGGUUCGGGUCUACACGGGCCCUGGUCUAAAGGAGUCCUGGUUCGAGUCUGCAUGAGUUCAGACGAGACCAGCUGACACAUGGAUUUAAGUUCAAACCGGUUCUAUGAAGUUCGGUGUUAAUGAAGUGGUCUGUGCUAUAGACUAUUCUCUAUGGAUCGUGGACAUAGAAGUAAUCCCCAGUGAAGAGGAGAAGUCUAAGGGGGUGGAUGCUCGUCCUGGAGCGAUCCUGUCUGGGAGCACAUUUACAUAUGUUGUGUUUGUGAAUGAGGGUUCAAACUACUACGAAACUGGUUCCUUGUGGAUUAAUAAAGUGCUGUGAAUCCUGAUCAACUUCUGGACAUCAGUGGCUGGUCAUCCACUCUGGGAAUGAAGUUGUGUUCAAGUGCAAACUAUUUCAAGUAGAACGGGUCCACCGUUUAUCCCGACUGCGGUGAGUGGAUGCUGGGACGGCGGGACCAUGAUGUGGAUUACCGCCUAAUCGGCACCGCCACCGGCCGGGAAUCUGAAGGACAUCAAGAUGGAGAAGAGCACUGAAGCGACGUCCCGUACGGGGGAAGCAGUCAAAACGGGGCCAGGCUGGAUGGUACUGGGUUAGAGGAUUUCUUCGGCGGGGUAUUUGAUGGAGACUCGUCUGACAUGCCCAGGAAGGAGCAGCCACUGCCCCAGGGUUGGGAGGAAGCCCGCGACUUUGACGGGAAAGUUUACUACAUUGAUCACAUCCACCAGGCCACCAGCUGGAUCGACCCGAGAGACAGGCAGACCAAACCCCUGUCCUUCGCCGACUGUAUCGGAGAUGAACUUCCCAUCGGCUGGGAGGAGGCCUACGACCCGGUGGUCGGGGCCUACUAUGUCGACCACAACACCAAGAGCACCCAGCUGGAGGACCCGCGGGCCCAGUGGCAGCAGGAGCAGGAGGUGAUGCUGAGGGAGUACCUGGAGGUGGCGCACCACGCCAUCAGCGCCCAGGAGGAGAUCUACCAGGUGAAGGAGCAGCGGCUCCUCCUCGCCCAGCAGGAGUACCAGCUCCUCCACGACACCUGGAGGAACAAGAGCACCUCGCAGACCAGCUUGAACUCUCGCUCGUCCUCAUCCAGCCGCUACGAUCCAGAGAUCCUGAAGGCGGAGAUCAUCACAGCUAAGAGCAGGGUGAACCGGUUGAAGAGAGACCUGUCGUCUAUGAAGCAGGAGCUGCAGUUUAAACAGCAGGGAUUCGAGACUCUGAAAGGGAUCGACCUGAAGGUGUCCAGCUGUCCCCAGGGCUACCAGCCCCAGGAGGCCCAGGCCAUCAUGAAGGAGGUGCACUCCCUGAGGGACGCCAUCUCCUCUGGGGAGAAGGAGAAGCAAGCCCUCAUACAGAAACUGGCGGUGCUGAAGGACGGCUUCCCGCUGGACUCGGGCUCGGAGCAGGAGCUGUGGGGCAGCAGUCUGUCGCUGGGGCCCUCGGAGCUGUCCCUGCCUCGCCUCUACUCCGAGGCCGGCUCGCAGACAGACAUCCCCGCCGAGGUGGGCAGCAGCGCUAACAACCAGCUGGCCGAGAAGGUUCGCCUGAGUCUCAAAUAUGAGGAGGCCAAGAGGAGGAUCUCCGGCAUCGAGGUGCAGAUCGCGCGGCUGGACAGCGAGGCGUGGCCCGGCCUGCUGGACCCGGAGCGCGACCGCCUGAUCCUCAUCAACGAGAAGGAGGAGCUUCUGAAGGAGCUGAGCUACGCCCGCCCGCCGCGCCACCUGCAGCCCAGCGACGCCCAGCGCAUCGAGAGCCAGAAGAAACGCCUGGAGACCGACCUGCAGGCCGCGCGCCACACCCAGAGCAAGGCCCUGACCGAGAGACUGCGUCUCCACUGUAAGAGGAACAAGCUGGUCCGGGACCUGGAGUCCUCUGUCCGCCUGGCCGCCUCGCUACACACCCAGCUGAAGAGCCUGUCGGCCAGCACGCUGUCCUGCUCGUCGGGCAGCAGCCGGGGCUCCCUGGCGACCACCUCGUCGCUAGGCUCCACCUCCUCGCUGAGCUUCAGCGACCUGUACCUGGAGCGGGCGCCCGACAUGGACCCCGACCUGCAGAACAAGCUGGAGCUGCUGCUGGGGGGGGGGUUCCGCCCCUCCAUGGCCAUCACCACCAUCCACGAGCACGAGGUGGUGAGCGGGGCGGGGCCGGGGGCGGGGCCUCACCCCGAGGGGUCCCCGGAGGCGGGGUCGCCACGGCUACAGGCGCUGAGGCUGACGGAGACGCCGCCGCCGCCGUCGGUCGGCUCCCUGUCCCCCCGCUCCUCCCUCUCCUCCCUCUCCCCGCCCUGCUCCCCGCUGGCCGCCGCCUCCUUCCUCACCCCGGGGGAGGAGGAGGGGGAGGGGGAGGGGGAGGGAGCGCAGGAGCACGGAGGAGGUGCUGGAGGAGAGGAGGAGGAGGACCUGAGGGAGACCACCCCGCAGGGAGUGGAACUAAGAGAGUCUGCCCCUCCCCUCAGGGCCUCAGGGGCGGGGUCUAAUAAUGUGGGCGUGUCCUCUGCCGUGUCUGACGAAUCAGUGGCCGGGGACAGUGGAGUGUAUGAACCAUCAGAACGCAGGCCCGGGCAGCAGCCGUCCUCCCUGCUCCCCGACGACGAGGCCUCGUCCCUGGGCUGUGCUCAGGUCCAGCUGGGCCUGCGCUACCAGGACCAGCGCUUCAGCGUGGCCGUGCUGCAGCUCGCCAACUGCAGCGCCCUCUGUCUGCCGGAGGACCACCACAUGCACGUGCGUGUGGUGGUGCUGCCGUGCUCGGAGAACGCCCGCUGCCUGUUCCGGACGCGCGCCUUCGCCCCCAAGCCCAGCCUGGAGGUCAACGAGGUCUUCGGCCUCAGCAUGUCCCACAAUGCACUGCGGCAGAAGACGCUGCGUGUGGACGUCUGCCACACCAGCAGUUCGGGUCGGGAGAGCUGCCUGGCAGGAGCUCAGGUGAGUCUGGCGGAGGAGAAGUGCAGUGAGAAGAAGAGCAGCAGGUGGUUCAACCUGCUGAGCCACGCUGACGUCACGGAGCUCGCCCCUCAGGUGGAGAAGGCUCCCGCACCAGAACCAGCACCGGAACCAGCUGCAGAAGAAGCGUCAGAAGAAGCUGAUCGGCUCGAUGGACAGCAAGCGGCCAUGUCUAACAGCAUAGGGGCGGGGCCUCACGAGGAAGGGGAGGAGUUACACCAAGAGAGCAGCCAAUGGGCAGCAGAGGAAGAGGUGCAUGAUGAAGAUCAGCAGAGGCCGGGAACCACCACCACCACCACCCCCAUCAAAGAGAGGGUGAACAAGGAGACCAGUACCGGGGGGACGUCGGUGCGGCCCAAGCAGCGGCCGCCGGACCCCGGCCCAGGGGGGGGGCACAUGGUCCAGCAGUCCUUCAUCAGGGGCAACACCGUCAUCAGGUCCAAGACCUUCUCCCCGGGACCCCAGAGCCACUACAUCUGCAGGAUCAACCGUAGUGACAGCGACAGCUCCACUCUCUCCAAGAAGUCUCCGUUCGUCAGGAACGCUUCUGAACGAAGAAGCAUGAGGGUCAAGAAGCCCGUAGUGGCCGGUAAGACCCUGGACGGUCUGCUGCGCACCUCCAUGGACCUGGAGAUGGACCUGCAGGUGUCCAGGACCCGCCAGGCCCGGCUGGACCAGGAGCUGCUGGUCCUGCGGGAGCUGAAGGAGCAGAUGGAGAAGGCCCGGCAGGAGGGUCGCCGGGAGCUGCCCCUCUGGGUGCAGCAGGACCAGAGGUUCAGACAGUUGCUGCGGCGGGCCGAGAGACAGACCCAGGAGGAGCAGCAGCAGGAGCACAGGGUGGAGCAGAUGAUGAAGGCAGCAGCUAAAGACGUCCACAAGAUGACCAGUCGUCAGGAGGUCCCUGAGGUUCAGAACUUCAGAGAUAAGAUGGCGUUCCUCACCAGAGCACGGAGCUCCAUCCCUGACCUCCCCUCCCAUGACGUGUGAGGAGCCCCCCCCCCCCCUUCCCCCGAGCCGGACCAGGAGAACCGGGCAGCGGCCGACCUGCCACGUCAACGAACCCAACUCUGCCGGUCGACGACAGAGGUCUCUCUGAGCCCCCGACGCUCUUCCUAGCUUUAGUUUGAAUCCAGUCCAGUUCUAGCUUUAGGUUGGACCAGAAGCUGGGCCUCCAUGCUGCUUCCCCCAGGUUUCAUUAGCAUUCCAGCUGGAUCAGGACUUUAAGCACACACGCGUACGAGCACGGCGGAGGUUCAGAUCCGUCACAAGGGGACCUCCUACGUACAGCACAACCCACCCAAAGGGGCUGGAAACACACCUCCCCUUCAGAGGGGAACUCUGAAAAACACCUCACCUACAUAGUGGGGACGUUUGAGCUCUGAAACACACCUCACCUACAUAGUGGGGACGUUGGAGCUCUGAAACACACCUCACCUUCAGAGGGGAACUCUGAAACACACCUCACCUACAUAGUGGGGACGUUGGAGCUCUGAGGCACACCUCACCUACAUAGUGGGGACGUUGGAGCUCUGAAACCAACCUCACCUUCAGAGGGGAGCUCUGAAACACACCUCACCUUCAGAGUGGGGAUGUUUGAGCUCUGAAACACACCUCACCUAUAUAGUGGGGACGUUGCAGCUCUGAAACACACCUCUCCUUCAGAGUGGAGCUCUGAAACACACCUCACCUUCAUAGUGGGGACGUUGGAGCUCUGAAACACACCUCAACUUCAGAGUGGGGACGUUGGAGCUCUGAAACACACCAGCAAUACUCUUUAGGACAGGAAGGACUGGAUAGGACUGGAUAAGAUCUGGUUAGGACUGGAUCAGGACUGGAUCGAGACUGGAUCAGGUCUGGAUAAGACUGGAUAGGACUGGAUCAGGAGAGAAUGGGAAGUCGAUGCGCUGACAGAAUCCAGCAGCUUACAUGAAGGUGACAUCCUUUGGUUUCUCAUGCACCAGAACCCUGGUACGAUCUCGGUAGUACUGUUACUGUGGUACUGUACUACUCUAGUACUGGUACUGUGGUACUGUACUACUCCAGCACUGGUUCUGUGGUACUCUACUACUCAUACUGUUGUACUCUUCUAUCUAUGCUGUACUCUGAAGAACAUGUCCAGAUCUUCUUGAUCAGUGCUGAGGUUCUGAAGAGGACCACCUGUCGUUACAGCUGCUCAUGAAAUGUUGUUUGUUGUUAAAUGAUGUGCACACUGUAACACACACACACACACACACACACACUGUAACACACACUCACGCAUGCACACACACACACACACAGACACUGUAACACAAUCGCACACACACACACACACGAGAUAAGUUACUCGAGGGAAGCAGUGAUUAGCUGUCUCUCGAACAAAUGAAGGAAAUAAGAGCACGCCAGUUUACCGCCUUAACUGGCUUCUCAGAGCUCACCGGGUAAAAGGAGAGGUCAGUAUUUACUGCUCCACCAGGAGAUGAAUGGAUGACCCUCAUAGACUGACCAUGUCAGGGUCUAUGCCCCCCCC
Messenger RNA from Gadus chalcogrammus (walleye pollock), 6015 nucleotides. RefSeq names its product WW and C2 domain containing 1 (gene wwc1). The coding region runs from base 1203 to 4493 and encodes 1096 amino acids. Gene Ontology annotation, biological process: regulation of hippo signaling; cell migration; negative regulation of organ growth. The transcript has 22 exons. Gene Ontology annotation, molecular function: kinase binding; molecular adaptor activity. Lineage: Eukaryota; Metazoa; Chordata; Actinopteri; Gadiformes; Gadidae. Gene Ontology annotation, cellular component: cytoplasm. The record is from RefSeq and is a predicted model, not a curated record.